Physella acuta is the source of this 3326-nucleotide messenger RNA. RefSeq names its product dual specificity protein phosphatase 19. Gene Ontology annotation, molecular function: JUN kinase phosphatase activity. Gene Ontology annotation, cellular component: cytoplasm. Lineage: Eukaryota; Metazoa; Mollusca; Gastropoda; Physidae. The record is from RefSeq and is a predicted model, not a curated record. Gene Ontology annotation, biological process: protein dephosphorylation; regulation of MAP kinase activity.
UAAAACUAGACGCAAUUACAAUACUGCUAACAACCUAACACACCUAUUUUUGGAAGAGCCUAUUAUCGGACAUCGGUAUCUUCUAUCAUCCCUAAUAAUUUCUAACCACAAAACUAGACUAGAGAGUACAGUAUAAGUAACAAUACUAUUUUACUAACAACCUAACAUCUAUUUUCGGAAGUCUAUUAUAGAACAUUGGUAUACCCCAUUAUCCAUCAUCCUACUAACUACUAACCUAAUGUGAUCUUACUCUUCUCAUGUUACUACUACUGCUUGAAGUGGAGGCAGCAAUAAAAAAUGACAUUAUGAGCCCUUCUAUGUAUCAAAUGUAACAAAACAUUUUCUAAGUACAAAACUCUAGUCCUAUCAUUAACCUAAGGGGUCAUCCUUUUAUGACAUCCACAACAAUUUUGGAUUUUAGACCUCCCCCUGUCCACUUUUGACAAAAUAUCAAAAGUAGAAUCUAGAGGUCUUUAUUUUAAAACGAGUAAUCUCGUCUUAAUUUCACUUUGUACAUGCAGGAUAAGAAUUUUAUAUUUGUUUUGAAGCGUUUGUACUUUGACAUUAAGUUUAACCUAUGGGCAUCGACCUGAACACCCCCAACCACCCCGUCCACAUGCGUCGAUUUUUUGGGACCUCUCUCUGUGUGGACGUCAUAAAUGGAUCACCCCCAAUGUAGAUCCUGACCAUUACUUUAACCCUAUUUAAUAUCUAUCAUCAUCAUUUCCUGUUCGUGUCCAAGACACUUGGAGCAGAUAAAGUAGAGUUCAUCUGCUUCAGAGACCUUGGCAUAUGAGGGGAUCGUGUGGUCAGCACUAUGCCCAGCCGCCUUUAUUUCCCUAACACAGGUAGGCACCCAUCAGAGCUGGGUGGACUCAGGGACGCUCCACUGAAUUGACCACGGAUUCAAACUUGAAACUCUCGGGUGAGCAGUCUAGUUCUCUACCGCUAGGCAACACCUUCCCAUUUUUAAGAUCCAUACUGAUUGAAAAACCUUGAAAAAUAUAUUUAUUUUCCCAUUACCAGCUGAGUUGUUCUCUCUUAGGCUAGGCGCCACCAUAAAAUGAAAGCAGAGACUCUCUUAAGACUGAUAAGUGUAUGUUUUGUUGAAAACAAUUUUUUUUAAACUAGUCUCUAACAGCAAAAAAAAAAAAAAAAUCAUCUAUGGCUGGACAUGGGAUGAAGCCGCCGCCUCUUAAUUUAGCUGCUGUACACAAAUUUGACAAAGCAGCUCUACGAAAAACUGAAACAACCAUCACAAAUCCAGAUGGGAGCCGCAUUAUUGAAGGAAAAGAUGACCAAGGGAUUCCUUAUCGAAGAGCAUCAGACAGUAGUCAACAUGGAUUUGUUCUGGACACUUCUGAAGAUUUACAAGUUGCUGAAGUCAGACCAGGCUUAUUGAUGGGUUCCCAAGAUGUGGCUCAUGAUCUCGACACCCUGCAGAGCCAUGGAGUUACUCAUAUUCUUAAUGUUGCCACAGGAAUAGAAAAUAUGUAUCCAGACAAAUUUACUUAUCAGACUCAAGAAUUUCUUGACUUACCAGAGUUUCCAAUCUUUAAAGGUUUUGAAAAUGCUAUAGACUUUAUUGAUAAAGGUAGAAAUUCAAAUGGGUGCGUUCUUGUUCAUUGUAACGCUGGAAUCUCCCGCUCAGCUGCCAUAGUAAUGGCGUAUCUCAUUAAAAAGGAGGGUAUGUCUGUAAAUGAAGCAUUUUCAUUUCUUCGGUCAAAACGUCCUGCUACCUGUCCAAACCCAGGAUUUAUGAUUCAGUUACAGAAUUUGUAUGACUCCCUUCAUCCAAAGGCUUCAUAACUUUAACAAGCAAUAACCAAAUAUGAUAUUUUAAAUUUAUUUAAUGAUGUGUAAAUGAUAAUACUCAAGUGUAGUAAUGCAAUUUUGUAUAUUUUACUGAAGUUUUUAAUGUACCCACUUAACUAACUAGGGAAUUUUAAUUUCAGUUUAAUUAUUGAAAGCAUUCAAAAUUUAGUGGAACCUCUAUGUUUUAAUAAUGUACACGUUCCUAUAGUUAGUUCCAGAUCUAUUCAUUUUUGACAUCUAUUGGAAACUAAUUUUAUACCCCCCCCCCCCCUUUUUUUUCCACACACACUUUGGGCACUGCAGCCCCAUCCUCCCUAUAAGAACAGCCAUAAAAAUAUAAUAGACCCAUCACGACUUACUUAAAAUACACUAAUCCAAUAACAUGCGAAUGUGUAUUUCUGUUGCUUUGGUGGAUUGUUUUUUUUUUAAGAUAAAAAGUUAUACAUUUAAAUGGUGGUUUACUGUUCUGUGUUGUAGCAUCAUGUACAUUAUGUCUAUUGAUGUUAAAUUAAACAUGUCAUGCUUUACCUCCCCCCUCCCCCAAGUCCAUAUACAACAAGGAAAUCAUAAAUCGGUGAUUCCCUUAAAAUAAAACAGCUUAAUAUAAAUUUAAAAUAAAGUGAAUGUGUACAAUCAAUAAAUAUUUCAAUAUAUUACCUAUUGCAUCAUGCUAUGUUUGGCAAUGUUUACUAAAAAGCUAAAACUAAAAAUUGAAGAUACACAUCAAAAUCAUCUCAAUUUUUUAAAUAGUACAAGGUAUUGAAUGACGUCAGUGCUGAAGCUGCCAGUGUAUAGGAAUGUAAUCACCAGGGAAGUAGUCAAUUCAGUUGUACUUAAAUUUGGUGCUUACAUUUCUCAUGCUUUUUAAAAAAGUAAUUUUUAAGUAUUUAUUUGUUAAAAUAUUUUGACUUAAAUAUAGAGGUUCCACUGUUUUAAAUUUUUUAAUUGUAAACAUUUUACUCUUUCUGUAGAUUUUUUUUAUAUUUUUUGUUUGAAAUACAUUUUAUUUGAUUAAUACAGUUAAUAAUGAUUGACAUUAAUUGUUUUUUUUUGCACCCAUUAAAAAACAUCAGCUAAAUGUUAAAGGCAGCACAACAAUUUUUUUGUCAGGCCUUUAGUUAGCAGUCGUAAUGUUGUUCAAAAUAUUUGUGGAAAAUACUUGUUGUUGAAUGAUAUUGCACUACAUACAUUAAAUGAGUUAUUUAUUUAUUUAUUAUAACAUUUUCCUCUACUUAUUAUUCAUAAAAAUACCUUAGCAUUUGAACUUGCAUUUUAGUAUAUUAUCUAACAUUUUUAAGGUUUUUGUUUUGUAUUUCUGAAACAUCCUUGCUUUAAACCUUUUUUUUAAAUGUUUACUGCCACUAGGUUUUUCAAUGUAACAAUAUAUUUUUUUAAAUUCUUGACUAGAUAUUUGGCAGGAUAAACAUAUUGAAAAUAUGUUUUUUUUUUAAUGAAUGUUAAUAUUUCUAUCACCUUACAUGUGGAUAAAAAAUUUUUUGGAAAUUAAACAA